Messenger RNA from Seminavis robusta, 1146 nucleotides. Lineage: Eukaryota; Bacillariophyta; Bacillariophyceae; Naviculales; Naviculaceae. The record is from the annotation of a GenBank genome assembly.
CGCGCAAGAGUCAAAAGUCGACCCCUGCGAUGAGGUGAAGGGGUGGAAGCCUCGAGCUCACAAAUCUCAACAUCAGCUUUCGAGCGACAAUAAAAUGAGAGAUCAUUCGGAAACAGCCAAGAAAUUGGCUCGCCUGAGGGGCGUCGAUGACGAUAUCAACCAGUUAGUCAACAUGGGCUUUGUCAGCAGCGACGGAAGCGAAACCCAAUUUCAUUCACUAUCCCAUUCCAACCGUUCUGCAGCCAUCAUUUUCCGCGGCAAUUCUGUUCCUGAAGCUGUGCUGGUACCGGAUCCUCAUCAUGACUCGAACAAACUGUACGGUGUGAUUCGAGCCCUUCCCAAGGGGCAAGUCUUUCACUUCCAGCUGGAAGAUUUAGGCAUUGAAGAGAAGGAUUGUCGUGUCGGUGACGAGAAGAAGUCCUUGCAGAGCGACGAGCCGAGCCUACUAUCUCCCCAGCAAUGUGUGGGGGGCGUGUGGCUCGACGAACUGGUAAAAGGGAAAGAAUGGCCUUCGUGGUCAAGAGUGGCAUUUGCGGCUUCAAUCGCGGGAAGUUCUACCUUUGCUGUAGUCGCACUCGACCCCCAACAGCUCUUUGCCACUCCAUCGAGCCGCGUUUCGAUUGCCGAGGUCGUCAAACUGCUGGGCGACGUUGACCACCUCUUUACGAUGGCAGAUAUGAUUGUUCCUGUGGUUAUGCCUCGUCGAAUAGCCUCAUCUGUUGAGGUGAAGUUUCACGGAUGACAUGACCGCUCGUGCAACUCGAACCUCUGGACAUCAUACGGUACUGUACCGGUAUCUUAUCCAGCAGUUGAUCAUAAUCGUCCCGUCGUGUACGCUGUAUCUUAAUUAAUGCGACAAGCAAUACCUCACGAAUAGGAUCCUUGAUAGCACUACCAAUAAAAUCCAGCGGUUGAUCAACAGUUUUGCAAUAAAUUUUGUGCCAACGGAGCAUUCCUAUUCAUACCGGGCAUGAUACAAGUGCCAUGGCCAGUGGAGUGAGGAACUAAGCUGGACGGCAAGCGUUUGGUGGAAGUAAUGUUUGGGGCACAUCAUUUUCCCAUGAUGCCGUUUAGUGGCUCGUCUACCUACCUUUUUGAUUGCAGUCUCCUUUCGUAAUACUACGUUGUUAUAGUCUACAUCUUGGC